AAUAUAAGUUUCUAGUGUUUAUUUAAAAACAACUGAAUAGGAGAUAAAUUAAUUUUUUGAAAUGAUUUCUAUACGUAAUCGUAUUCAUAUCAGAUUAUUUGUAGUCUUUGCAUUAGUUUGUUUGUUUAUAGUACUAUUGUGGUAUUCACCUGUGCCAGUUUUAUCUAGUCAGCUUCACGGAGGGGCCCUGAUGAAAGUGGUUGUAACUGUGUACUAUGAGGCGUUGUGUCCAGACUCAAAGUAUUUUCUUACUAAGCAACUGCUGCCAACAUUUAAGAUCGCUAAAUCGAUUAUGGAGGUUAAGCUUGCACCGUAUGGCAAGGCGAAAACGAAAGAGCACAACGGUAAAAUUACUUUUGACUGCCAGCACGGUCCUAUCGAAUGCCAAGCUAACAUUUACCACGCUUGUGCUGCUGAGAUAAUUGAAGACCCCCUACUGCGAUUGGAAGUUGCAGCCUGCAUGAUUAUGGACAAUCACUUACCCCAAGAAGCCAUGAAAAAAUGCACAAAUCAAAUCAAUUUUGACGAUAGCGUCAUCCAAAAUUGUUUUGAAAGUAAUCGUGGUGUGGAUUUGCUUAAAGAAAUUGGAGAAUCAACUAAUUCACUAAAACCUCCUAUUACGUUUAUUCCAACAAUCACAAUAGACGGCUCUCAAGGAAGGCAAGAAUCAAUAUUAAAAGACUUACUUUCUGAAGUGUGUAAAGCAGCUGGAGACUCAGGAGAAGUCAAAGAUAUAUGCAAAAUUUAAAAAUAAAAACUGGUACUUUUGCUUUAAACUUUCUGUACUUGCUCGAAAAAAAGAAAAUGUGAAUAAAUAUAAAAUUUUAGAAUA
Drosophila sechellia is the source of this 832-nucleotide messenger RNA. RefSeq names its product gamma-interferon-inducible lysosomal thiol reductase. Gene Ontology annotation, molecular function: oxidoreductase activity, acting on a sulfur group of donors, disulfide as acceptor. Bases 62 to 748 code for a protein of 228 amino acids. The record is from RefSeq and is a predicted model, not a curated record. Lineage: Eukaryota; Metazoa; Arthropoda; Insecta; Diptera; Drosophilidae. The transcript has 3 exons.